CGGCUGGAGCGCGGUGACGCGUGCCAAUGGGCGUGCGGGGGGCGGGGCCGCGCGGGGACACUAUUGUUGAUGAGAGCGGCGGCGGCGGUGGAUGCAGCGCCGCGCUUUGAGGCCGAGGCCCGCUCCUCCGCGCCCGCGAGUCCGGUUUCGUCGCCCCGUCGCCGGGUCUCUCUGCGGCCCGAGGACGCUCCCCCGCGGUCGGGCGACAGCUAGCCCCAGUCUCGCCCUGUCACCCGGGAGCCGGCCAUGUCCCAGCGGGUGCGGCGCGGCGGGUCGCCCGUGACAAAGCCCGACUGCCUCCCUGUAGCCCCUCCAGCAGUAUCCGCCGCACGUCCUCCCUGGAUACGCUGGCAGCUCCGUAUCUCGCUGGGCACUGGCCUCGGGACAGCCACACGCAAGUCGUGCCCUGCAUGCGGGACAAAGCCACACAAACAGAGAGUGCCUGGGCUGAAGAAUACGCUGAGAAAAAGAAAGGGUCUCACAAGCGUUCAGCAUCCUGGGGCAGCACAGAUCAACUUAAGGAGAUUGCAAAAUUACGCCAGCAGUUGCAGAGAAGUAAACACAGCAGUCGGCAUCACCGAGAUAAAGAAAGACAGUCUCCAUUCCAUGGUAACCAUGCAGCUAUCAACCAGUGUCAGGCUCCUGUUCCAAAGAGUGCGCUUAUUCCAGUAAUUCCCAUCACCAAAUCAACGGGUUCCCGGUUCCGGAAUAGUGUGGAAGGACUGAAUCAGGAGAUUGAAAUAAUCAUUAAAGAGACUGGGGAGAAGGAGGAGCAGCUUAUUCCACAGGAUAUUCCAGACGGCCACCGCGCGCCUCCCCCGCUUGCCCAGAGAAGCAGCAGCACCCGCAGCAUUGACACACAGACGCCAGGGGGCGCAGAUAGAGGGAGCAGCAGCAGCAGCCGCUCGCAGUCGGUGUCCCCCACAUCCUUCCUCACUAUCUCCCACGAGGGCAGUGAGGAGAGCCCCUGCUCAGCUGAUGACCUGCUUGUUGACCCCAGGGAUAAAGAGAAUGGGAACAACUCUCCUUUGCCCAAGUACGCAACAUCCCCCAAGCCUAACAACAGUUACAUGUUCAAACGGGAGCCUCCGGAGGGCUGUGAGAGAGUCAAAGUCUUUGAGGAGUGCUCGCCAAAACAACUUCAUGAAAUCCCAGCCUUUUACUGUCCUGACAAAAACAAAGUAAAUUUCAUUCCUAAAAGCGGCUCUGCUUUCUGCCUCGUCAGCAUUCUCAAGCCACUCCUUCCCACAGCAGAUCUCACCCUCAAGGGCUCCGGCCACAGCCUGACAGUCACCACGGGUAUGACGACCACUCUGAUUCAGCCUAUUGCCGUGGCCUCCCUGUCUGCAAACACAGAGCAGGACCGGGUCUCCAGGGGAACCAGCACGGUCCUGCCCUCAGCCUCCCUGCUGCCACCACCAGAGCCGAUCGAAGAGGCGGAAGGAUAGGCGUAUGUGCUGGGCGCUGUGGUUCUGCGAAACUGAGGACUCCUCGGUGAUUGACUGUGACCGCACCUGCACUCCGGCUGGCUGGGGCGCCCGCCCCCGGCGACGUGUGUCAGGGAGGCUUGAGAAGCAGCAGCCGCUCUGACGGUGGCCAUGCUCACGCAGGCCAGCCUCCGUGCUUAGCCUGCUUUUUCCUGAGGCGGAAAGGUCUCGUUCUUUCGGAAGGACAACGAUCCAUUUUUGUUUUCAAACUAGACUUGUAUGAAACACGCAAAACACAGAACAUGACCCCUGCCGACACGAUUCCCAAAGGGAGGUGUGAAUGGUGCUGCAAGAACCAUCUUUUGUAUGAAAAGGACUAUUUUAUGAUACCAGUGUCACAUUUUCUGAAACGCAGCAAACAGGAUGUUCAAAGAUUCCUUGGUGGCCUCUUGUUUCUUGCUUCCCUUCCUAGAUGUGUGCUUUUCUCAGCUGUUUCCAGCUUUGGGACCAAAGGGAUUGUUGACAUUUUCCCAGCAAUGUUAAUCUCCACUAUAUUCUCCCACAUAAGAAUUGAUAGGUAAAUGCAUUGAACAAGUAUAUAUAAAAAAGAGAUUAAAAGCAAUAUUGGUACAUUAUGUGACUUACGUUCUUUGAUGUCAGAAGUUUGUGCUUUGGGUGAAAUAUUUGUAAAACUGCUGUUUUCUUCACUCUCCUGUACACAUGUCACCAUAUGGUCAGAAAAGUUAUAGUCUGAAGACAAGUGCUUUCAUGUUCUCACCCGUGUUGGGACUUGGUUUAAAAGUCAGUGAGGCAAAAGGAAACUAUCUAGUGUUGAUUGCUAGCUAGGAAAAUAAGGAGCCCCUUGGUUUUCUGUGAAAUGUAUAUCACGUGAUCACCCUCCUCUGCCACAGGUGUCGCGCUACCUUAUCAUCACUGUAUCAUAGCCCCAACAGACCCUCCAAUGGCUGUGCAUGGAUUUCCUCCUUUGCUUUUGUGAUGUUCUUGUCUUGUGGAUUUGGUCUGGGUUAGUAGUUUGCCAGGAGUGUAAUCCAUUGAAUAGCGAUCUGUAGCCACAGACUCUUGAGACUGACUUUUUCUUUAUGGUGAUUGACACUGAGAUAUGUUGUCUACAGAUUUUGCUAGUUUCCUCUUCAACAUUUCCACACAGUGGGGAAAACAGACAAGAACUUUGGAGCGUAAACAAUAGGCACCUUUAAAAACUCCACACAACUUUGGAUUUCAGCUCAUCCUAACACAAACUACUGCCAAUAAUAUCACAUGGAAACAGUAUUUUAUUUUCUGGGUAUGUGGUAGUAACAUUAAGGAGGAGCUUUUCCUAGAAAUGAAUUUCAGCAAGCGGUAUUGAUCUUUAAAAAGCACCCUUGUAAUAUCUUCAUAUACCACCUUAAGAUGCAAUAAUUUACUAUUCCUGUACAUUCUACAGCAGAAAAAAAAUUUUAAGCCCUUAUCAAAGAGAUACCAUUUGUCCACAAGUGUCCCAUCAAGAAAAACCUAGUGCAGUGGUGGCGAACCUAUGGCCUGCAUGCGAAGUGGGCUAUAUGUCACUGAAAGCUCUACUUCAAGGACUUACAUUCAUGCACCUUUAAAGCAUCUAAGCAAUUUAAAACAUGCCCUUAAUAGACAUUAAAAUGGAGAUGUAUUUAGGUAAAUAUGAUAAAUUCAAACAUGAAUUGUCAGGUUAUAGUUGGUAGGACUGAUGAAUCUUGCUACUUUUUCCAUCCAAAACUGAAGUUAGACCUCCUCAGCAGUGAAUGCUGUUAUUUGGGGUCUAAAUGUUCUGAUUGGUUGGUUUUUGAGUAUGUUGGUUCUUGGCCCGCUUUGUUAUGUCUUUUAACUUUACCAUUUCGCUAGUGAGGAGCCUCACUAUCAGAGGUACAGAAGAAAGUAUAAAGCUGAAGGCAGGUGAGUUGGUAUGAAUGGAGUAGGAGGUAGUUAAAACAAGGUUUUGCUGUUCGCUUUUUUUAAAUCCUCAGAUUUAUUACUUCAGAUCUUUCCUUUGCCUUAUGCUUCCUUCUCCCUUCUGUCUCCAUUCCCACCAGUCGUAAGGGUGUUUUACAACUAGAGUGUCACUUCAUGAGUUUUUCUUUUAUUGUGUUCUAUUCAUUUGCAAAUUCAUGCCUUCUGUAGUUUUAUAUAUCUUUAUAAUGUAAAAUCAGAAUGAAGAGUAAGCUUCAGAUUUAUUAUUUAAAGGCUUUCUAUUAAGUAGAACUCCUAAUUUGGUUAUAAGCAGAAUGUGAAUUUGCAGGUAAAUGAGUUGUAUGGCAGCCAGUUGUAUCCCUUCAGUUUGGGAGAAAAAGAGCCUGGGAUUUGAGGGAGGAGGGAAAUGGUCCAAGAUACAAAAUAACUUUUAACUGCCAAAGGGCUGAUUUUUAAGCAUAUGCAUUCCAUUACAGUCUUAAACAAUAGGUUCAUCUGGUUGUUUUACUUAACCCUUCAUUCUGAGAUGGUUGAUUUUUUUUUUAAAUGGAAUUUACUCUCAGAAUGCAUAAUACAUCCUAAUUACACUCCAGAAUGGUCGUGUUAUUCUAUAGAAAACUGUACAGAAGAUAGAAUAGCUUCAGUGAGAUAAUAAUUUGAAUUUUUUCAAAUGAAAAUACUUCCCAUUGCAAAAAAACAAAAAAGGGUGGUAUAUAUCUUUCACCAUAAGGAGUUAUUCUGUAGUUACUUUGUCAAUCUUAGCUGCUGUUUACCCUUAAAAUAAUUUCUUCCCUGUGAUGAUAAAACUUACAGAUGUACUGUUUCUGAUUAUGACUAGGUCUAUUGUGUGACUUUUGUGAGCAACUUUGUUUUUAAAAUUCUAGUUUUGCCUCUUCAGUUAAAUAUGGUGCAAACAGAUGCCAAAAGUUAUUUUUAAACUAGAUUGUUCGUUUUGUUUAAAAUGCCUCUUACGACUACAGACCAAAUCAGUCUUUUAGAAGGUGCUGUUGCUAACGGUGUAAUAUCUGGUAACAUGGAAGGUCUGUUUUCUUUCACCUGUUUAAGGAAGAUAUUACAGAAUGGCAGAAUUUAUACCUGCCUCUCUGUCCAAAAUUGGGACUAGGUUAUGAGGAUUUUAAGGAAAAUAAACAUUGUCAGUACUGAACUUGCUAUUUUUAUUUCUGUGAGUCCAUGUUUGCAGUGUAUGAUGACUGCAUUCAUCAUGGGGAAUUGGCAAAUGCACAUAACACAUCUUGACUGUAUUUCUGUUCCUCUACUCUGCAUCCUUCCUAAAUUUACUGUUGUAAAACUUUAGAUUCAUUCCUUCAUGCUUGGGUUUUUGGUGUCUCAGAACUGGACCACAGGAAGCACUGAAUUUGCAAAAUUAAGCUAUACUUAACUCCGCACUUUAAAGUUUACGUUUCAUUCUGCUUAAAUUAGUGAUAAGCAGAGCAGUCCUAAACAAUAUUUUGUUUAUACAGUCCUGUUGAAUAUAAUUUAUGUUUUUUAAGUUACAUUUUUCAUCUCUGUUGAAGCUAUAUAAAUCUUUUUAAAAUGCAAUUUAAAAAUCCUUUGUUUUCUAACAAGAUUCUCCAAAAAACAGCAUUUCCAAUGGUAAUAGAUAUUGUUACUAUGUACUUACAUAUUCCCUGUUCUGAACACUUGUUGCUGCCUCACAAGAAAAUAGAACUUUUAUGUUAAAAAUAAAGUCUGUUCUUGAAAGAG
Messenger RNA from Chinchilla lanigera (long-tailed chinchilla), 5090 nucleotides. RefSeq names its product family with sequence similarity 117, member B (gene Fam117b). The record is from RefSeq and is a predicted model, not a curated record. Lineage: Eukaryota; Metazoa; Chordata; Mammalia; Rodentia; Chinchillidae.